CCGGCCGGCCGGUGUGUCGCAGAUGGUUGGAUUCCAUGCUUCUGCGAAGAAGCAGAUUCUGCCUCCUUUGCCUCAAUCUAUGGAGGGAACUGUGAACGACCCCGCUCCCAUCCCCGAGACUCACCCCUCCGAAGGCAGCUACCACUGGACCUUUGAGCGUCUGGUCGCCCUCGGCCUCGUCCCCCUGUGCGUCGCCCCCUUCGCAGCCGGCUCCCUCAACCCCGUCAUGGACGCCGUCCUCUGCUCCGGUCUGAUCCUGCACUCGCACAUCGGCUUCCAGGCCUCCAUCAUCGACUACUUCCCCACCCGUCGCGUGCCCAAGACGCACACCACCUGCAACUGGCUCCUGCGCGCCUUCACCCUCGGUACCGCUGUUGGGCUGUAUGAGUUUGAGACGAACGAUGUGGGCUUGACGGAGGCUAUCCGGAGGGUGUGGACGGCGUAAAAAUUACCCUUUGUUUGAUUUGACUGUUUGGUGUUGUUUUUUGAUAUUCUCUCGUUGAGAUUUCUUCUGUCUAUGUGUAUAUGUUUUAGGUCAGUGAGAACUGUUCUUUUUUAUUUUUGUCUUGUAGUGGAUAUGCAUGCUGUCUGUAUGACAUGCAUACAUGUAUAUCACUCCAUAUGAUAGGCAUACAUGUCUA
Messenger RNA from Aspergillus campestris IBT 28561, 641 nucleotides. Its product is annotated as CybS family protein. The coding region runs from base 23 to 445 and encodes 140 amino acids. The transcript has 4 exons. Gene Ontology annotation, cellular component: membrane; mitochondrial envelope. The record is from RefSeq and is a predicted model, not a curated record. NCBI's taxonomy places the organism in Eukaryota, Fungi, Ascomycota, Eurotiomycetes, Eurotiales, Aspergillaceae. Gene Ontology annotation, biological process: tricarboxylic acid cycle; mitochondrial electron transport, succinate to ubiquinone. Gene Ontology annotation, molecular function: ubiquinone binding; heme binding.